AUGCGACCCCUAAAUCUAACAACCCUCAUCCCCAUCCUCACCCUCCUCUCCCAUCCCACCUCCUCCGGUGCCACCACCCCCCCAUCACCAUCACCAUCACCAUCACCAUCACCACCACCACCACCACCACCACCCCAAUGUGGCCCCGCCACCCCCAAAACACCCACCCACCCCCAACCGACCACCUCCCUGGCCACCUCCCUCCCGCACCCCUCCGCCUGGCACCCCUGGACGCACCAGCCCUACUGCAUCCCGGCCUCGGCCUCCCCCUGGUGCGUCUUCACGCACGCGGCCUCGCCGCGCGCGCACGGCGUCAGCAUCGUCAGCACGCCCGACGACGCGCCUGAUCCGCGGAACCAUGCCCUAGACGCGCCCUUCUUUGCGCCGGAGAAGUUGUUGCUGCCGCGGCCGUAUGCGGUGCGGGAUGUCCCGGGGAAGGGGAAAGGUGUGGUGGCGACGCGGCGGAUUGCGAAGGGGAGGGUGGUGCUGGUGGAUUGGGUGAGUGUGUUGGCGGCGGUGGAGUAUCCGGGGGAUGUGUUGCGGGGGGAGGUGCAGGAGUUGUUGAGGGUGGCGGGGGAGAGGUUGGGGGGGGAGAGGGUGGUGGAGGGGUUGGCUAGGCAGGGGAACCGGAGGGUGGGUGGUGAUGCUGAUGGUGAGGGGGAGGGGGUGGAGAUGAGUGAGAUGGAGGAUGUGAUGUUGACGAAUAGCUUUGCGGUGACGGUGGGGGGGAAGGAGUACAUGGGCUUGUUUGCGGAUUUGGCGAGGUUUAAUCAUGCUUGCAAGCCGAAUGCCUUCAUCAACUUUUCGCAAAAGACCCUAGCUAUGACCAUAUGGUCAGCCCGUAAUAUUGAAGUUGGGGAGGAAAUUACGAUCACGUACUCGGCAGCAGGCUUGACUUCGGAGGAGAGACACGAGAGCUUGGAGAACAUUUGGGGGUUCAAGUGCCAAUGUUCCCUCUGCACUUCUGAACCAGCCGCUCUUCAUGCCUCAGAUGACCGCCGCAGGGGAAUCCGCACGCUUCAGGACAAGGUUAUCGAGCUUGCGCAAAAGGGUGACUUUCAUGAGGCAGUUGAGGCCAGUGAACGCCUGUUUACUCUCGUAGAGCAGGAAGGCUUGACGGAGCAGAUGGGUGGUAUGUACGAGGUCCCAGCCCGUCUUUACUACCACAUUGGCAAUCUUGAAAAGGCGCUGGAGUACACUUUGCAGGCGAGACACGAAAUUGAUGGUUACGGGGUCCCGGACGAAAACGGAGAGGAGAAGAUCAAGAUGUUGAAAGGAGUUAUUGCGCGGCUCGAGCAAGAGAUUGAUGAGCGGGGACAAGGACGGGCUGAGAGAGAAAGGCAGGGAGAGGAUGAACGGUAGGAAGAUAAAUAAUAAUUACG
This is a messenger RNA of Chaetomium fimeti, 1382 nucleotides long. RefSeq lists its product as uncharacterized. The transcript has 5 exons. NCBI's taxonomy places the organism in Eukaryota, Fungi, Ascomycota, Sordariomycetes, Sordariales, Chaetomiaceae. Gene Ontology annotation, molecular function: protein binding. The coding region runs from base 1 to 1362 and encodes 453 amino acids. The record is from RefSeq and is a predicted model, not a curated record.